This is a messenger RNA of Lingula anatina, 4085 nucleotides long. Its product is annotated as bone morphogenetic protein 7. Gene Ontology annotation, molecular function: growth factor activity; cytokine activity. Gene Ontology annotation, cellular component: extracellular region. Lineage: Eukaryota; Metazoa; Brachiopoda; Lingulata; Lingulida; Lingulidae. The record is from RefSeq and is a predicted model, not a curated record.
UUGUAAUUGGAAAUUCGUACAGCAAAAUAUUUUGUGUAAUUAAGGGGGAGAGGAAACCUAUCUUUUUACUCCUUAAGGGGAGGAAGUUUUAAUUGCUUUAUGUAGCGUGAAGCGGCUUUUGUUGUCGCAGUGUAAAGUUGGUUAGAGGGCAUAAAAAACGGUGAGAGCGCAUUGGUGGAUGCAGACCCCUCCGUUCACUUACAAUGGGCGGAGGAAAACGAGUGCGCGCAGGUGGCCCGAUUUGUUUUUAAUGAAACCUGAAAGCAAGCUCCUUUAAUUGACGAUAAAUACCCAAAAUAGUGGCCUUAAAUGUGGGAACAAUGUGUGAAAAUCACAUAGCUGCUAAUCUGGUUACAAUGAGGUAGCGUGUGUUUCAUUGACAGGCAACACGAGGGCUAACUAAGAGAUUUGUCAACCAACUCGCCAUUGUCAACGGUCGCAUUGUGUCCUGUCCACGACUCUCACUGAGGUUUUGAAGGAACACCUGCAAUUAGCAAGUGCCCCCGCUGUUCGACUGAUUCGAUACUGGGGAUACUAGACGACACCUGAGCGAACGCAUUUGUACGACAGCAUGGCGACUGCCAGACAGCUUGGCGCCAUAAGGCUUUUCUUGGUCGUCUGCUUAUUAAUCUCGGGAUUCCCUACGCUUCUGCGGUCCCACCCGUUGGAUAAACUGAGGGGUGGAAGGGGAGAGACAAACCCUUUCGCUAGUGAAGAAGCAAAAGAGAAGUUAUCACAAGUUUUUGGGAUAGACCCACCCCCGAUACCACAUCAUAACCACCGUUCUCCACCUCAGUACAUGAUAGACCUGUAUAACGCCAUAGCGGACACUAAUGGAAUUACCAAGGGGAUGAAACCCUUCAAUGCCGACGUUAUACGGAGUUUUCCGGAUAGAGACACCCGUCAUCAGACUCAUUACUAUUUCAAUGUAUCUUUCAUCAAACCUGGGGAAGAAAUUCUGGAGGCUGAGUUUCAUUUAUUCAAAAUGAAACCGCGGCUGACGAACCAGGAUCGCCCAAGACAGGCGGUCCAUUUGAUAGAGUUGAAGGUAUACCAGGUCCUUGACGUUAACCAUAUGUUCGCAGAGGAGGGGGUUCGCCUGCUUGACGCCCGUCGACUUAGCGGACACACUCACGGGUGGGAGGUAUUCAACGUGAAAAAGGCGGUCGAGGACUGGGCCAAAAAUAGCUCUACCAACCACGGUUUCCUCGUCACCGCCAAGUCUCUGGACGGAGCCCAUCUGAACGGGACCUACGUCCGCUUUGCCCAGAGAAGUGAACAUCACGACAGCAAGCAGCCCAUCCUGGUGGUUUUCACGGACGAGGGAAAGAGAAAGUACUUCAACCACAUUGCUGGGGCCAAGAAUAAUUUUUUACAAGGGUCGCGGCAGAACGAAUACACUUUUUACCACAGGCGACCCGACGGCCGCUUUCAGAAAAACUACGCAGCCAUCCAAUAUCUGAACGAACGCUUUCAUUCAUUCGGAGCUGACAACACAUCGUCAACAGACUCCGAAGACACACAAAGGCAAGGAGACCCAGAAACUUCAUCAGGUCGUAGUAAAAGAGCUGCUCAGAAUUACUAUGGCUUCAGACGCCGCAGAAAACAGACAGACUCUUGCGACCGCCACGAGCUGUACGUGGACUUCGAGGCGAUCGGGUGGUCGGGGUGGAUUAUAUCCCCCAAAGGGUACAAUGCAUAUCAUUGUAAAGGUGAAUGCCCCUUCCCUCUCGGGCAGAAUCAAAAACCUACAAACCAUGCUACAGUGCAGAGUAUAGUCCACGCGUUAAAAGUGGCCAAAGACGUCGGUGCGCCGUGUUGUGUGCCAAAUAAACUCUACUCUAUCAGUUUAUUAUACUUUGACGAUCACGAAAACGUGAUCUUGAAGCAGUACGAUGACAUGGUGGCGGCCAGUUGUGGAUGUCAUUAAUAGUGUUCAGUAUCUACCUGGGGCACGCUGUGGGCUGGCCACCGCUCCCACUCGCCGAGAACGCCAGCAGGCUGAGAAAGUAACCCCCUCUGGCCGCCCACAAUUACCACAUAUUUCAGUUCUAUGCCGAUAAAUACACCAUUCGCCCCGUAAUACUGUUGCACUUGUCGCUUAUUGCCAGCCAGAAGGAGAAACAUUGCUUUCUUUAUAAUCAUUGACUCGUUUCCUAUGAUUUUAAUGUCAGUGACUUUUUAAAAAGAAACUCUUUUUUGAUUUUCCGGUUAAGAAGACAACGAAUGGGAGUACAAAUCGUUUACAGGCAACCUUGAGAUUGCCGACAAUGGAAGUAAUGACCCAUGGACACCGGGAGACACAAGGAUAGUUUUUUCGCUUACAGAAAAUCAGAUGAUCUUUUAACAACCUUUCAAUGACGACAAGUGUUCCAAAGUUGAGCGGGUUUGCGGUGGCAUUCUAUGUGUUCAUGUAGUUAGGGAUGAACUAGUCAAUACAAAACACAACAAAGAUGAACCCAACUGAAACAAGCCGUGGGCGGGGGAGGAACAUGUUGGCGGAUGUUAUAUCAGUAUUAUUAACGAUAACGACGGAAGCGCUGGGUUGGUAUCGUCUGCCCAAGCUGUCGUCUGGGGAGCACUCCCAGUCACGUGACAGAGGUCAGGUCCGCCCGCAAAUUUCGGCAGCUGCCGUAUUGCCCUGGCCAGCUGUGCUGCAACUUGCAUCACUCACUUCAAAGGUAAAAAGUGACUUCAUUAACCAGCCAUAUAAUUAAACUGCAUAUAAUGUGUAUAAAGUGUGUAAAUAUAGAUGUAAAUUAUUUCCGGUGUAAAUCUGGGACACAGAAAUAUCACGCGACGGCGCGGCUGUCGGAGGAGACAGAGAAAUGAAGCAUGUCAAACAUGUAACGACGACUUGACCACAAAUUUCUUUUAAUGCUGUGCAGAUAAUGACUUGACUUCCUAAUUAAUUUCAGUUAUUGACUUACUUGAGAUAAAAAGCAGUGUGAUAUCAAAAGUUUUCAAUCACGUUAAUGUAUUGACACAAAACGUCUGGCGACGACAGUCUGUUUCACGUAUUUUUUUACAUCCUUUUUAUUAUUUUCCAACAUAAUUACGAAAAAAGCGCCAAUAAUUUUAUUAUUAUAUUUAGCGUUCUUUUUUGCAUGUAUGUUCAGUCUGUUGAACGAGCUCUAACAAGGUUAUCUAUCUAACAAUAUUUAGACUACAGUGGAAAAGAAAGGUACAAAAGGCGAGUUAUUUGUAGAAAGAAAAAAAAAACAUUAGAAAUUUAUAAGCCAGAACGCUUGCUAUCACUUUCCUUAAUUUGAGGAUUUAUUAACACAUGUUCAGUUUCUAAAAUGCAGGGAGAAUUGUGGGGAAAUUAAAGCGCCCUAUCUUGUGGCAAGAAUCCGCCUCAACAGUUCAAAGUUGCUGAAGUUUGUUGAACGUAUUAUACGUAAAAUUAAAUCUUUUUGUCAGCCGGGCGAGUACUCAGACUGUAUUUACGUCCAGGCAAAGUGAUCUUGUGCAAUUAAAUAUUAUCUACCUAGAAAUAAAAUGUGCAACAGUAAAAGAACGCAAUGGCAGACACAGCGCCAUCUCAGAAACUGAUGAUAUUAGGGUCUAUUUGUGCAAAGACACUACAAAAUUUCUAGUUCCACUUGUUAGAAAGUAUUUUAAUGCGGCGACUGACGUAGUUAAAGUACCGUUGCGAACAUACUUUUAACUUAAUUUUAAUUUUUUUAUCUAACUCAUAUCUUGCGAAUCUGUUUCUUUUAAUACACCACCAGAUGUACAGUUCCACUUCCUGGGAAGUAUUGUUUUUUCAUUUGUUCUUUCUUUCAUUUUUUUCUUUUUCUCCAUUGACUUAGCAUCUGGCGUAAUUUUAAACUUGCAUUUUGAAAAUAUCUUCAUCAAAUUCAUAACUUCACGCCAGGUGCCCCCUCCCCGCGUUCAUCAGGUGCCGUUUGUAUGUAUAUGCAGGUGACCAGUGUAUAGUGAUAGAUGUAUGUACAUCCAGGUGACCAGUGUAUAGUAAUAUGUGUAUAGUGUACAGGCCAAACCCUUGUUAUGAUUCUAAACAAUUAAUGGAUAAUUACAAUUGUUGAAGCAAUGUAAUGUUACGAUUAAUAAAUGUUCUC